Messenger RNA from Lactuca saligna, 4099 nucleotides. Lineage: Eukaryota; Viridiplantae; Streptophyta; Magnoliopsida; Asterales; Asteraceae. The record is from the annotation of a GenBank genome assembly.
AUGAUUAUUAUAGAGGUUUGUAUAACCUCUCAGUUGAUAAGCUGGUGUGCUUCUUAUGAUAAGCAAAUCUGCUUAUCAACUCUUACCCUAUCAUCUCGUACUACUCGUAUUCUUCACCACUAUUUAUAUCGUGUGUCUUUGUUUUCCGAUUCACAUCUCUCUCUGUGCUUUCUCUCUCUUGAAAUCCCUAAAGGAAGAGGGAGAAGAAAUAUUUUCAGUAAAAGGGAAUUCGUUUCUCUCUCUCUACAAACCCUCAGAUCUGUUUCUGUAAUCUUUCAUCCUCCAAUUCGAAGCUUUUGGGGAAAAGCGAAAAGCUAUGUCGUCCCUUAGUAGAGAGCUUGUGUUUUUAAUACUUCAGUUUUUAGAUGAAGAGAAGUUUAAGGAGACUGUUCACAGGUUAGAGCAAGAAUCAGGCUUUUUCUUCAACAUUCGUUACUUUGAAGAAAUGGUGACAAAUGGCGAGUGGGAUGAGGUGGAAAAGUAUCUUUCAGGAUUCACAAAAGUGGAUGAUAACAGAUAUUCAAUGAAGAUCUUCUUUGAGAUACGAAAGCAGAAGUACCUAGAAGCUCUAGAUAAGAAGGAUCGUGCUAAAGCCGUUGAAAUUCUAGUGAAAGACUUGAAGGUGUUUUCAGCUUUUAAUGAAGAUCUUUUUAAAGAAAUCACACAGCUUUUGACUCUUGAGAAUUUUAGGGACAAUGAGCAAUUAUCAAAAUAUGGAGACACAAAGUCAGCCAGAGGUAUAAUGUUGGGUGAGCUUAAAAAGCUGAUUGAAGCCAAUCCUCUGUUUCGUGAUAAGCUAAACUUUCCAACUUUAAAAAACUCAAGAUUGCGAACACUUAUCAAUCAAAGUCUGAAUUGGCAACAUCAACUAUGCAAAAACCCAAAGCCAAAUCCAGAUAUUAAAACUCUGUUUGUUGACCAUUCUUGUGGUCAAUCACAGCCAAAUGGUGCAAGAGCUCCAUCUCCUGUAAAUAAUCCAUUAAUGGGCUCUGUACCAAAGCCUGCAGGCUUUCCACCUUUGGGUGCUCAUGGUCCUUUUCAGCCUACACCAGCAACCAUACCAACAUCACUUGCUGGUUGGAUGGCAAAUCCUUCACCUGUUCCUCAUCCAUCAGCUUCUGCAGGUCCUCUUGGUUUCAAUCCACCGAAUAACUCUGCUUUAUUAAAGCGCCCCAGAACGCCUCCUACCAAUAAUCCUGCUGUUGACUAUCAAACAGCCGACUCUGAACAUGUAUUGAAAAGAACAAGAACAUUUGGAAUAUCUGAGGAAGUGAAUCAUCUGCCUGUGAAUAUCUUACCUGUUGGCUACAGUGGUCAAAGCCAUGGUCAAAGCUCAUACUCUUCUGAUGAUUUACCUAAAGCUGUAGUGAUGACACUUAACCAGGGUUCAGUAGUCAAGAGCAUGGAUUUUCAUCCAGUUCAGCAAAUUUUGCUUCUUGUUGGAACAAGCACUGGAGAAGUCAUGAUAUGGGAAUUAGGUAGUAGAGAGAAACUUGCUCAUAAAAAUUUCAAGGUUUGGGAUCUUGGUGCUUGUUCAAUGCCUUUGCAGGCUGCUUUGUCUAGUGACUAUACCGCAUCAAUCAACCGUGUAACUUGGAGCCCUGAUGGAACCCUUUUCGGUGUUGCAUACUCAAAGCAUGUGGUGCAGAUAUACUCUUACCAUGGUGGUGAUGAUCUUCGAAACCACUUGGAGAUUGAAGCUCAUGUGGGGAGUGUCAAUGAUCUUGCUUUCUCUUACCCAAACAAACAACUUUGCAUUGUGACUUGUGGAGAAGACAGGUCAAUAAAGGUCUGGGAUGCAGUAACAGGGACAAAACAGUACACAUUCGAGGGUCAUGAAGCUCCUGUAUAUUCCGUAUGUCCACAUUUCAAAGAAAACAUUCAGUUUAUUUUCUCAACUGCAACGGAUGGAAAAAUAAAAGCAUGGUUAUACGACAACAUGGGUUCAAGAGUUGACUAUGAUGCGCCAGGUCAUUCAUCAACAACAAUGGCAUACAAUGCAGAUGGAACAAGGUUAUUCUCAUGUGGGACAAAUAAAGAAGGUGAAUCAUACAUAGUGGAAUGGAAUGAAAGUGAAGGAGCUGUGAAACGUACAUAUAAUGGGCUUGGAAAACGAUCUGUUGGUGUUGUUCAGUUUGAUACUACAAAAAACCGUUUUCUUGCUGCUGGGGAUGAAUUUUUAAUUAAAUUUUGGGAUAUGGAUAGUGUUAAUUUAUUAACAACUAUUGAUGCUGAGGGUGGUUUACCUGCUUCUCCUUGCAUAAGGUUUAACAAAGAAGGGAUUUUAUUAGCUGUUUCAACAAACGAAAACGGGAUUAAAAUUUUAGCAAAUCCAGAUGGGAUUAGGCUGCUAAGAACCAUGGAGAGUCGUUCUUUUGACCCCUCAAGAGUUGCAUCUGCAUCUGUUGUGAAGACUUCCCCGAUGAGUACGUUUGGUGCUGCUAAUCCGUCUGCUGGACCAAGCAUCAUGGAUAGAGUUCCACCAAUGCCAUCAAUGGUUGCAAUGAAUGGUGGUGACAAUCGAAGCUUGGUUGAUGUGAAGCCUAGAAUUGUAGACGAAUCAAUGGAUAAAUCACGGAUAUGGAAGCUAACAGAAAUCACCGAACCCGCACAAUGUCGAUCAUUACGCCUUCCCGAUACAACAUCUUCAGCAAUGAGGGUUUCAAGAUUGAUUUAUACAAAUUCAGGACUUGCAAUAUUGGCUCUAGCAGCCAAUGCAGUUCAUAAACUAUGGAAAUGGCAACGAAAUGACCGGAAUUCAUCUGGGAAGGCUACUGCGAAUGUUGUCCCUCAAUUAUGGCAACCUACAAGUGGUAUUUUGAUGACUAAUGUUAUUAGUGAUGCUACAAACCCUGAAGAAGCUGUUCCAUGUUUUGCACUCUCAAAAAACGACUCCUAUGUUAUGUCUGCAUCUGGUGGAAAGAUUUCUUUGUUCAAUAUGAUGACAUUUAAGACCAUGACUACAUUCAUGCCACCACCACCUGCCGCCACAUUUCUGGCAUUCCAUCCACAAGAUAACAACAUUAUAGCAAUAGGCAUGGAGGAUUCUUCUAUUCAGAUAUACAAUGUCCGAAUCGAUGAGGUUAAAACAAAGCUUAAAGGGCAUAACAAACGAAUAACAGGCUUGGCCUUUUCUAACAUUCUUAAUGUUCUAGUAUCUUCCGGAGCCGAUUCUCAGCUGUGUGUUUGGAGCACGGAAGGAUGGGAGAAACAAACAAGUAAACACUUACAGAUUCCAGCUGGACGUGUUGCUGCUCCCAUAGUGGACACACGUGUACAAUUCCAUAAUGAUCAAACACAUUUGCUAGCAGUUCAUGAAACUCAAAUAGCUAUUUAUGAAGCACCUAAACUUGAACGACUCAAACAGUGGGUCCCACAAGAAACAAGUGGUUUAAUCACACAUGCUACUUAUUCAUGCGAUAGCCAAUCGAUUUACGUGGGCUUUGAAGAUGGAAGCGUCUGUAUCCUAACCGCCUCAACUCUCAGAUUGCGAUGUCGUAUCAGUUCCACCGCCUACUUGCCGUCAAAUCCAAAUUCUCGGGUGUAUCCACUUGUGAUUGCUGCACAUCCGACAGAAGCGAAUCAAUUUGCGUUAGGACUGACAGAUGGCGGUGUGAUAGUGCUGGAGCCGCAAGAAUCGGAAGGGAAAUGGGGGACAUCGCCUCCACUUGAGAAUGGGGCGGGGCCCAGUAGCAUGACACCUGGCGCAACGAGUACAACUGAUCAAACACAGAGGUAAAAGUGAAAACAAAAACCUCGGAGUAUUAAAAAGGAAAAGGAUAAAAAAGAGUUACUUAGGUACAGGAAGGAGUUGUAGGAGGCAGUGAUUGAUACCUGGUCUGUAGUGACAUUUAGAAUCGGGUAUUAUAGAUGAAGAUGAUUGAUGAAUUAUGGUGUAAAGUUUUUCGAUGAAACUGCAAAUCUUUAAAGAUAUGUUGUCAAGAAGGUUGUGUUUUAAGUUUAUUAGCACAUACAAAGGUUUUGGUGGUGACAUUGACAUUUACAUUGUGUUUGUUGAUAUCAACUCUUUUUAUUACUUGUUUUUUAAUCAUAUGUAUCCUCAUGUGGAGAAUUUGGUGGUUUGGGUGGAGAAUAAUAA